CGAGAAACGUUUGUUCGUGCGCAAUUUUCUCCUAAACCGGCGGGCGGAGCGCCACCAAACUUGAGCAGAUAUGAUAGUCAAGCAUUACUGCGCCGGAGUAUUGAAUGUCUGGAUGUUUGGUUCUUUCUCGCCUUGGGAAUGAGGCCAAUUCGGUACAAGCAUAAAGGAAUAAACCAAAGGUGACUGGCGAGCCAACUGUGGCAGAGACAGUAGGUCGAGUGAGGCUUGACGCAAAGUUCACCAUUGACGACGCUUGGAGAAUGUGGCGAGCCAAUUGCGGCAGAGACAGUAGGUUGAGUGAGUCUUAGCAGCGAUGACUACCGUCGACGACGCUUGGAGAAUGCGUUGAGCCUUUCGCAUUACCCAGAAUUCCAUAUUCAACAUGAAGACGGUCGGAGUGGAAGAAAUUACGGGCAUAUGGCCUUUACUAAAAUCGAUUGACUGGUUCUCGGAGACAUGGCUCCAAGUCCUAAUAGCCUUUCAUAUCCUCUGCACCAGUAUGAUCUACCUCGGACGCAAUAAUGUCGGCUGCCAAGUGUUCUUAUUCCUUGUGCUUUUACUGACUGUUCGGUUAUCAGAGUAUAUAAAUGAAUGGGCAGCGACAAAUUACAAAUUAUUCGCCACGGAGCAAUAUUUCGACAGCAAUGGUUUAUUUAUUUCAACUAUUUUCUCUGUGCCAGCACUAUUCAACUGCUUUUUUAUAGUGAUGAACUGGAUUGCUGAUACGGGCACUCUCCUAGGCAAAGUCAAACGAGCGAAAUAUCGCCAUGAAUCGCGGCAGACGCGGACAGAGCCGGACACACAGGAAGUGACAUCGGAGGCUGAGGUUCAAGAUGGGAACAAAAAAGACAAUUAGAUGCCGAGUCGACGACGAGAAUAAUUUUCAUCCCAAUUUUUUGUCGGUUGUGAUUGUCCAGUCUGUAGAUCUUGGAAUCAGAUUCCAUGUUUUUUCUUCAUUGUGCAUCGAUAUCUCAUAAGAUUAUUGGCCGAUUUUCGGCCUUUGGUUUACGAGUGGAAUAUAUAGAUUUGCACUGGUCUGAGCACUUUAGAUUUUUGGGUUAAAAAUCAUUGAAAAAAAAACAGCACGUGUCUUUUUGCCACGUUUGCAGUGUUGUCGUGUUUUACAUGUCAUAGUCAUCCGAGAAAAAAUUCCCGAAAAAUGGAUGGGGGGGAUGGGGUUAUCGUAAAUAGGCCUUGUGGGCAGUUGAUUGUACAUUCCAGUUGUUGAAUUGAACACUUUCCAAUAUCUUUGCUCCACAAGGUCAAAUCUUAUCUUGCCAAAGAUAGCCCUGGUUGGGUAGAAUAUUUAUAAUAUAUCCAUUACUAAUUUUAAUAGAUUUAUUAAACUUUUGUUCUCAUUUGAAAUCUUAUUUUUUAAAUGCUUGUUUUUUUAGCAGACAUCUGGUCUUGAUUGUUCAAACUUAUCUAGAAGUUUUAUUUGUAAAUUCUUUUAAAUGGCACAAACAGCUUUAUCAAAUUUCAAUCUUGUCAAUUGUAAUAUGGUAGAUGUAACUAACUUUGAAUAUGCUAAUUUGGCUCCUCAAAGGGACAACUUGGUCAUGGAAUUUAGGUUGCCAGGAGGAUUAUACCCCUACUCACUUAAACUUUUAGAAGAGUCAUUUCUAGUAUCAUUUGUUGUGAAUGGCUUUGUACUUGAUAUGUCUCUGAGAAAAAUAAGUCAUUGUCGUGUUUCCAGAUAGAUUUCAUCAAACUUCUAAUCGUCAAGGAUUUUUCAAACUGCUGUUCUUUCCACCUCAUAAAUUGCUGUUGCCCUAAACCUCUUCCAGCAGGUUAUUUGUGCCCUGGAGUUUUCAUAAGUUCACUCAUUGGUAGACCACCAUCAUCAUCUUCAGGACGGUAUGUAAGGCCCUAUUUUCCUGGCAUUGCCUUUUGGAAAAAAAACCUCACUGAUUUGAUAAUUUAACCCAUUGAUUAUCACUUUCUCUCAUACUUAAAAUUACUCAUUUAAUUUCGACGAUCUUGACCUCCAAUUAGUGUAGUAUGGACACCCUCAUUCAAAACUUCAGAGAUGUAAUCAGAAAAAGCUGGACUUAAAUUUAAAACUUCAGGGUUUAAACUUCAGCUGCUAGUUCAUCUUGAGCAGAAUUCUGGAGGCUAAAAGCCAAGUCUGUUUCCCACUGGUGAAGUAUUAUGUGUUGUACAGUAGGAAAUUGUUUUAAAAAACGUGGCGAAAAGCAGUUUGACUGUAAAGUAUGUAUACUUGUGUCUUUAGACAGUGAGGAAAAUAUCAAAAGUAAAAUAAAAGCAA
Messenger RNA from Lineus longissimus, 2269 nucleotides. RefSeq names its product transmembrane protein 18-like. The coding region runs from base 383 to 856 and encodes 157 amino acids. The transcript is spliced from 7 exons. The record is from RefSeq and is a predicted model, not a curated record. Lineage: Eukaryota; Metazoa; Nemertea; Pilidiophora; Heteronemertea; Lineidae.